AUGGCAGAGGUGGUGGAGAAUCAGCGCUGGUACCCGUUUGUGGGCUGGACAGCGCGACUGCAUACAGAAGAUCCUCCUGCCUGGUGCAAUGCGCAGAAGGAUGCGUGUCCCAGUAAAGACGAGCAGAAGGAGUUCGUGUGGCAGGUCUACAAGGGCCAAGACUAUGACGAAGAAGGUUGGCUGUAUGGAGAAAACUUCCAGGGCACACUUGGCCCUAUGACGCGCUCUAGCGUUGUCCGUACUCGCGUUUGGAUGGGAAAUAAGCUCGAGGUGCAGGAGGAAACUGCAGAUGCAGCGGAGAUACCGGUGUCUGAAGAAGAUGAAGAACCUCUACGAAAAAGCGCGAGCAAAUCAAAGUGCCAUACGCUUGUUUCGUCCAACGAUGAACUACAUGAAAAGGAUAAGAACGAAGGUGCUACGAAGACAGAAGAAGCGUCGGUAAUCGAGCAACGUGAAGAUGACAAGACCGGGGAAGAUAUCGUAUUAGACGCAUCGAUGGAAGAGAACAAGACGAACGAGUCCAGUGAAAUAUCCAGCUCAUGGAACUUUUUCGGCAGGAUUUCGUCUGCUGCUUUAUCGUUGCCGUCGUCAGCGAUAAACUUGGCGGGUUCAUCGUCGAAGCAAGCAGUCUAUGGAACAGUGCAGUCGAUAAAGGAGGCGUCACUGUGCGGGUUAGAGAUGGCGCAGGCAGCUACUGCAGCUGCGAUUUCGUCAGAGCCUGUAAUCCUUCCACAGGCGAAACAAAAGCGAAGCGACGACACCGAUGUGCUGAACGAAGAAAGCAAUGUGGAGGUCUUGUCCAUGUUGUCGAAGCGUUUUCCAGAUCUGUCACCUUUUCACCGCUCGCUUGUAACAUGCUGCAAGGAUGGCAUCGUAAACUUUGUCUCACCUCCAGAACUUACCGAGUCAAAGGUCUUGCAAGGAAUGCAAUAUCGAGUUCGGUAUGACCAAGUUCCGUUACCAAUGUGGAUACUGCUCUGA
Messenger RNA from Peronospora matthiolae, 981 nucleotides. NCBI's taxonomy places the organism in Eukaryota, Oomycota, Peronosporomycetes, Peronosporales, Peronosporaceae. The record is from the annotation of a GenBank genome assembly.